This is a messenger RNA of Ramularia collo-cygni, 486 nucleotides long. Its product is annotated as probable ribose 5-phosphate isomerase RpiB. Gene Ontology annotation, cellular component: intracellular anatomical structure. Gene Ontology annotation, biological process: carbohydrate metabolic process. Gene Ontology annotation, molecular function: isomerase activity. Lineage: Eukaryota; Fungi; Ascomycota; Dothideomycetes; Mycosphaerellales; Mycosphaerellaceae. The coding region runs from base 1 to 486 and encodes 161 amino acids. The record is from RefSeq and is a predicted model, not a curated record. The transcript has a single exon.
AUGGCUYCCAGCACUGGACUCCGAAUUGCCAUGGGAGCAGACAACGCAGGCUGUGGCUACAAGGCGAAGAUCAAGGCGGACCUGGAAGCAGAUCCUCGAGUAGCAAAAGUCAUCGAUGUCGGUGUCAACGAGUCCUCGGACAAUACCGCAUACCCACAUCCCGCCGUCGAUGCCGCGAAGCUGAUUGCAUCUGGCGAGGCUGAUCGUGCUCUCUUGAUCUGCGGAACGGGUCUAGGAGUGGCUAUCAGUGCGAAUAAAGUUCCUGGCAUCAGAGCGGUUACCGCACAUGACAGUUUCAGUGUAGAGAGAGCUGUCUUGAGCAAUGAUGCUCAAGUGCUAUGUAUGGGUGAGAGGGUCAUUGGAAUUGAGUUGGCGAGGAGAUUGGCCAAGGAGUGGAUUGGGUAUAAGUUCGAUCCCUCUUCGGCGAGCGCGGCUAAGGUGGAUGCUAUCAUGGAGCACGAGAAGAAGAACUUCCAGCAAAGUUGA